AUGGACUCGGGUGCCCCAGGCAUGGCACGAGCGGGAACUGCGCCGGUAGGGGGAGAGCAUCCGCUGGAGCGGAAGAAAGGGCCCGUCGCGGCGCCCCAUUUGCGGCCUGACCGCCGGCGCACUAUGAGCUGGGACGGCAGCCACGAUCCUCUGGCUGCCGGCCGGCUAGACCCGUCUGUUCUGGCUGGAGCUGUGGUGUACGAUCGAGCAGCGUCCCCGGUGGCGGGAUCAGGCCCGCAAACAGGCCGGGAACCGGGCCCGUCGUCCAGCGGGGCUGGCUCGUUAGCAGCACGCAGACAGCGCAGGCUGUCCCCGUUACAAGCCUCAGGCAAGCUCACCCGUCCGCUUGUCAAUCCUGAAGCCGUGGCCUCCCCGCAGCUGCCACCGCGGGCAGGAGGGGUGACAUCAGGGGCGGGAGUUCGGGUUUCCGCGCGGGAAGGGGCGGGCGGCGGGCUGUGGUCGCCUCAGGAGCAGGCAAGCGGGGGCCAUGGCAGGGGGCCCAGUGGCGGGGCGGCGGCAGGGGGGAGCGCCGCAGCUGAAAUGCAGGCGAUGGAUCGAGGGUCAGCAGAGCAGCGGGUGGAAGCGGUGGUGCAGCUGAGAGCAGCAGUGAAGGAGAGCUGUGAGAACAGGCAGCGGCUGCUGGAGCGAGAAGACGGGGUGCCCAUCCUUCUUGACUUUCUCGAUGAGGCCGUUGCUGCUCUGGGCGGAGGGGGAGGGAGGGCGGCAGGGCGGGAGGGGCGGGGGCGGGGAGUGAUGGAUCCUGCACUGGUGGUGGACUGUGCAGUGGCUGUGGUGCUACAGCUGUGCCAGUCGCACGAUGGCGCUGCCGAGUUCAUUGACGUGGGCGGCGUGCCGACCCUCGUGGAUGUGCUCUCUCACACUGGGCCAGCCAGCAAGGCAGGAGCAGGAGCGUCAGCAGGAGUUGCAUCAGGCAUUUCGAGCAUGGUGAAGGGGAAUGCAGCUGCGGCGCUGUUUGCGCUUUCCUCGUGGGACGAUGUGAUGGAUGAAUCUGUGAAUGCGAGCAGGAAUGGCAACGGGGCUGGCCCGAGCAGGAACAUCCACAAGACAAAGAUUCAAGCUGCCGGGGCCAUUCCCUCGCUUGUCCGUUUGCUCACGAAUGAGACUGCGCGGUGCAGAAAGGAUGCAGGGCUUGCCCUCUUCUCCCUCUCACAGGACCUGUCGUGUGCGAAUGAGAUCGUGAGGGAAGGCGCUGUGAGCAUUCUAGUGGAUCUUCUGGGGGAUAAAAGGCCAGGGGUUGAGGAGAAGGCCAUGGCUGUGUUGGCCAAUCUUGCGAGGACACGUGGCGGGCAAGAGGCGCUGUUGGCAGUGGAAGGGACGCUUGUGAUAUCGGAUGUGCUGGAGAGUGAGUCUGAGAGGGCAAGGGAGGAGGCGCUGUGGACGCUGCACCAUCUGGUUACCACAGGGGUUGUGGCGCCUGCGGUGCUGCUGAAUGAUGGAGCGCUGUUCCCGAUUGCAAAGCUGGCUUGCAAGAAAGGGGCUCUUGCGGAGGCAAAGGAGUUGCACCGGAUUUUGAUGACUGCGAGAAAAGGUGGUGGUGAAAAAUGA
This is a messenger RNA of Closterium sp. NIES-65, 1566 nucleotides long. NCBI's taxonomy places the organism in Eukaryota, Viridiplantae, Streptophyta, Zygnematophyceae, Desmidiales, Closteriaceae. The record is from the annotation of a GenBank genome assembly.